Molecule: messenger RNA, 2508 nt
Organism: Musa acuminata subsp. malaccensis (wild Malaysian banana)
Lineage: Eukaryota; Viridiplantae; Streptophyta; Magnoliopsida; Zingiberales; Musaceae
Product: DEAD-box ATP-dependent RNA helicase 7
Molecular function (GO): RNA binding; RNA helicase activity; ATP binding
Source: RefSeq, a predicted model, not a curated record
CUCGUGUCGUUGCCAAAUCGAACCCUAUAAAGCCCUAAACGCUCAACUCUUUCGCCCUCCACUCCUGCUCCGGUCGCUGCGCCUCCACGCCCAGCCUUUCCUACGACCUCCGCAGAGAGCUACGACCCGCCGCCACCAUGCCUUCUCUCGUCUUAUCCGACCAUCUUCUCUCCUCCGAGGAGACCAAGAAAUUGAAGCCCAAGGAACUCCAGAACGGCACCCCUGAGGAGGGGGAGCAGAGGAAGAAGAAGAAGAAGAAAAAGCAUGCGGACGGCGAGCUCGACAGCAGCAUGGAGGAUAUGGCGUCCGAGAAGAAGGCAAAGAAGGGCAAGAAGAGGAAGGCCUCUGAUGAUGACGAAAAAAGUGACACCACGGCCGAUUCCACCCAGCCGACCGUCGCCGAGAAGCAAGCAGCGGCAGUGAAUGGGGGCGCAAUGAAGAAGCCGAAGCUGAUGAAGGACGAUGACGGAGAGACAGACAACGCUGCCGAUGAUCCAAAUGCUUUGUCCAAUUUUAGGAUCUCGAAGGUCUUGAGGGAGACUCUGAAUUCGAAGGGGAUUAAGGCUCUGUUCCCCAUCCAGGCCAUGACUUUCGAUCUCAUACUCGAUGGGUUUGAUUUGGUCGGUCGAGCACGGACUGGUCAGGGUAAAACCUUGGCUUUUGUGUUGCCUAUAUUGGAGUCACUGACCAAUGGAGUGCAUAAGGCAUCAAGGAAGAGUGGUUAUGGGAGACCCCCAAGUGUUUUGGUACUUCUUCCAACUCGUGAGCUAGCAAAUCAGGUUUAUUCAGACUUUGAGGUCUAUGGUGGGACAGUAGGUUUAUCUUCAUGCUGUUUAUAUGGUGGAUCCCCUUACCGUACUCAAGAAAUUUCACUAAGGCGAGGAGUUGAUAUCAUUGUUGGGACUCCCGGACGCAUAAAAGAUCACAUUGAAAGGGGGAACCUUGACCUGAAGGCUUUAAAGUUCCGUGUCCUUGAUGAAGCAGAUGAAAUGUUAAAUAUGGGUUUUGUCGAUGAUGUGGAACUAAUUCUUGGUAAAGUUGAGGAUACUAGCAAAGUUCAAACACUUCUCUUCAGUGCUACCCUGCCUGACUGGGUAAAGAAGAUAUCUACACGAUUUCUAAAGCAAGAUAAGAAAACAGCUGAUCUUGUUGGCAAUGAGAAAUUGAAGGCUAGCGCCAAUGUUAGACAUCUUGUUCUUCCUUGUACUCGUUCAGCAAGACCACAACUUAUUCCCGAUAUUAUCCGUUGUUAUAGCCGUGGUGGCCGAACCAUCAUUUUCACCGAGACAAAAGAAUCUGCAUCUGAACUUGCUGGGUUAUUACCUGGUGCACGUGCUUUGCAUGGGGACAUAAUGCAAGCACAACGUGAGGUCAUACUUGCUGGAUUUAGGUCAGGCAGGUUUUUAGUUUUAGUUGCUACAAAUGUGGCAGCACGUGGCUUAGACAUAAAUGAUGUGCAGUUGAUUAUACAGUGCGAACCCCCACAUGAUGUUGAAGCUUACAUUCAUCGAUCAGGGCGAACUGGAAGAGCUGGAAAUACCGGUGUUGCUAUUUUGCUUUAUGAACCCAAACACUCGUUUAGUGUUUCUAGAAUAGAGAGAGAGUCAGGUGUUAAGUUUGAGCAUAUAUCUGCCCCUCAGCCUGCUGAUAUUGCUGAAUCAGCUGGAUCUGAAGCAGCUGAUGCUAUUUCAAAUGUCUCCGACAGUGUUAUUCCAAUUUUCCGUUCACAAGCAGAGCAGCUGUUAAGCUCCUCUGAAUUAUCAGCAGUGGAUUUACUAGCAAAAGCCCUUGCCAAGGCUGUUGGUUUCACUGACAUAAAAAAGAGGUCACUUCUCUCUUCUAUGGAGAAUUACGUGACAUUACUUCUUCAGACAGGAAAGAUAAUCUAUUCACCUUCGUUUGCUUUUAGUACGUUCAGAAGAUUCUUGCCUGAUGAGAAGAUUGAAGGUGUUAAAGGCCUUUCUCUUACUGCUGAUGGCACAGGUGCAGUGUUUGAUGUACCUGCUGAUGAUGUAAAUGCAUUUCUUGAAGGCCAAGAAAAUGCUCAGUCGGUGUCCAUUGAGGUCCUGGAAAAAUUGCCCCCUUUGCAAGACACAGAUCGGUCGAAAGGUGGCAACUCGGGCCGAGGAAGGUUUGGCGGUGGCAGAUUCUCUGGUGGUAGAGGUGGCAACAGCAGUUCAAAUAGAAGAAACGGUGGUGGUGGUUUCAUCGGUGGAGGCCGUGGCCGACGAAAAGCUAGUAGUGGUGGUCCUAACAGAUUUAACAGGUGGAAGUGAAAGUGCACAGUUUGGUACAUUACCACAUCAGUAUCUGAAAUUUUUACUGUUUAUUUUUUUCAUCUCUUUGAUCGAGGGAUUAAAGGUAUAAUAAGCAUAAUUGACUACAAUUCUUUUCUUCUCCAUGUGGCUGAGAUGGUUUUAUACCAAUUUUGUUCCACGCCAUUCAGCCCUGUGGAUUUAAGUGUUUUUGUUAUUUGUGAUGAGAUCUUUGCAAAUUUUAAUUGAUCAA